This is a messenger RNA of Populus nigra (black poplar), 558 nucleotides long. Its product is annotated as pentatricopeptide repeat-containing protein At2g20710, mitochondrial-like. The record is from RefSeq and is a predicted model, not a curated record. NCBI's taxonomy places the organism in Eukaryota, Viridiplantae, Streptophyta, Magnoliopsida, Malpighiales, Salicaceae. Bases 1 to 558 code for a protein of 185 amino acids. The transcript is spliced from 4 exons.
AUGGAGAAAGUUCCGAUGAAUAUGGAAAGAGAUCGUCGGAUCAACUGGAAAGUUUGCCUUGCUGUGGCAAAGGGUCACUUGAAAGCCGACUUUACUGAAAAAGCUUUAACAAUAUUGAAGCACUCAGAACAAUUAUCAAGGAAUUCUGCAGGUUUCUAUAAUUCAGGCUAUCUACAUAUUACAAGCUCAUUGAUGAAAUCGGAUGACUUUGAUGGCGCUGAGGAGGCCCGAGGCAUUCGUGAAAAAGAUUGCAGAGAGUGGGAGCUUGGUGCAUACUCAUUUGAUCUUUUAGCAACUGGAUAUAGUGGCGGCGAUCUGAUGGUGAAAGCAACAGAAAGAAUAAAGAAAGCAAUAUGGGCAUGGUUUGUUAACGUGGCCAACCACGCGGUUGGAUGUGGAAUUAUCAGAAGAGCUUUUCAAGCAGAUGUACUUGCAGGAGAUAUCUACGGUCUUAAAGUCUCUCUUAUCACUCGCAGAAGACAAAAUAUUAGUUGUUUCAGUUAUUUUCGCGGAUCCAGUAUUUUGGGUAUUGCUAUAUCCCUUGACCCAACUGCCUGA